Argiope bruennichi is the source of this 1627-nucleotide messenger RNA. RefSeq names its product NFATC2-interacting protein-like (gene Rad60). The record is from RefSeq and is a predicted model, not a curated record. Gene Ontology annotation, biological process: cytokine production; positive regulation of transcription by RNA polymerase II. NCBI's taxonomy places the organism in Eukaryota, Metazoa, Arthropoda, Arachnida, Araneae, Araneidae. The transcript is spliced from 12 exons. The coding region runs from base 278 to 1405 and encodes 375 amino acids.
UUGUUGAUACACAUUCUGUUUACUGUUAGGCAUGCGAGUUUUCUGAGAAUCGUCUGAUUUUUCUUAGCUAUAAACAAAAGAACUUUCACAAAUAGUAAUAUUUGUUAACUUAAUAAGUUUUGAGAAAAAAAAAAUUAUAUAUCCUCUACUUGUGAAUAAUUAAACAUAAAUACCUGCCUUAAGGACUGUAUCUUAAAUUAAAGGCAUCUUCCUGAUAUAAAUUUGAUUGUAUUGCAUGCAGUUAUUGCUAGUACGUUACUAAUUGAAAACAGGAAACAUGAGUGAUAAUUCAAGCGAUGAUGAUGAAAUUACCCCAGUGUUUGCAUUCCGCGCUGAUGAUAUUAUGAGAAAGCAACGUGAAGCAUAUAAAGAAAUGUUAAAAAAGGUUGAAGAAGAAGAUACAACAAAGGCUAUAGAAAAUGAAGAACAUGAUUUGUUAGUCAAAAUCCGUGAAAGGCAAAAGAAUAGACCUACAGCUAAAAGAAAAGCUAAUGUUAAGCCCUCUCCCACAAAGACUGAAGAGAAAGUUCCAUCUACACGACGAUCAAAGAGAUUGAGAAAAAAAGAUGUUAAAGAAGAUAUACCUGAGAAGAAACUAGAAUCUCCAAUCAAACUUCCUGCACGUGCCAAAAAGAGAUUAAUGAAGUUAGAUCUUCAAAAUAAAAGAGAAAGACAAAGGAUAGAAGAAUUAAACAGGCGUGUUCUUUCCUCGUGCUUCUCUUCAUCUGUUGAUGAUCAUAAUACAACUAUAGAAAUUGAAACAGAACAAAAUAUUACUCUAAAAAUUAGCUACUUAUCAGACAUUUCUAAAAUUACUGUUAAUGAGAAUGAGAAAUUUUCUUCAGUAAUUUCUAAAGUAGCCAACCUUUUCAAACUAAAUAUAACUGAGAUAGCAUUGUAUCUUCGAGAUGAAAUUAUUAAUUUGGAUGCCACACCUCAUAGUCUAAAUGUGAAGACCUGGGAUAUAAUUGAAUGCAUCCCUUAUAAAUCUACUGAAAUGAAGGAUGAAGAGAAUUCGAGCAAAAUUCUCAUCAAAUUGCAAUCAAAUGAUUGUAAAAAAAAGAUUGAAAUAUUUGCACACAAGUUGAUGAUGCAGGAAUGGCUCAUAACCUUCAAGAAAAUCUUGAGGUUAUUGUCACUUCAACAACUUGAAAAAUUCCAAGAUAUAAUGAAACGAUAUGCCAAUUUGCGCAGCUUACCUCUAAAAGAUCUUAUAUUUGAAUUUGAUGGUGAAAGAAUCAGUGGUUCAAAUACACCCGAGGAACUUGAUAUGGAAAGUGGAAGUUGUGUGGAUGUUAAAGUUAUUGGUAAUUCUUUGAAACCUGCAUCACCUUCAAUUCCAUUCAUUGACCUUGAAAGAGAAGAGACUCCACAUACAAUAUUAAAUAUUUGUGUUUUAGAUUAAUUUUGUGUGAAGUUUUAUUGAUUCAUUUGUUGUAUAUGUGGAAUGUAUAUAUAAUGUAUCACUUUUAAUUAACAAUUUCAGUACAAAGUUUUAUUAUAGUAAUAAUUUGAUGGUUCUUUGUAAUAGACUGUAUCUUCAACUUCAUUUUUUGAUCUUGAACAUAAUAUGCUGCGCAUUUGUAUUUUAAACUAAUUUUUUUAUAAAGCAUUCUUUCUUUGUUCA